Messenger RNA from Papaver somniferum (opium poppy), 2419 nucleotides. RefSeq lists its product as uncharacterized. Bases 689 to 2233 code for a protein of 514 amino acids. The record is from RefSeq and is a predicted model, not a curated record. The transcript has 6 exons. NCBI's taxonomy places the organism in Eukaryota, Viridiplantae, Streptophyta, Magnoliopsida, Ranunculales, Papaveraceae.
AUGACGUUAUUACAUUCGAUUACAAUGUAGUUGGACUCAAAGAUCGAAAGAUUGAAGAAGGUUCCUUUUCAGCUUAUUCUUAACGCUAAAAAACCAAAACCAAACACUCCCCCAACUUCCACUUCGCGCUCUUCAUCCGAAAUUUAUCAAACGGAAAUCGAUUUUUAAUCAUUUUUUGCUUAGUUUGGGAUAUGUUCAGGUACAGAUAUUUAAGAUAAUAAUCAUCGGAUAAUAAAGAAAAGUUUGGUGAAGAAUUUGGUUAUUAUCAUUUAUCAAUUUAUUGGUUCUAUUUGUGCGUAAUUUUCUAUCAAGAACCAAAAUCAGAGUUUCAUUUCAGGUUUAAAGAGGUCAUUUUGGUAUGAAAUUAUGUUCUGUUGUGUCUGGGCAUCAUAAAGUAUGUAAAAGAUGAAGGGUUUGUUAUUUCUAGGAAUUUUGUUUGGGACUUCAAUGGGGGCUGACUCAGUAAUGCUAUGAAGACAUGGUGAUAAUAGUGCUUUGAGUCUAUAAAACUGAUUUUGUGGUUUUGGAUUAAUGAUGGUUCGCUAGUCGUAAGUUAGCUACUUGUAUGGUUUAGCAUUCAAUGUGUGGAGCUAGUCAGUGACUCUGUUUCAGCGUAUUUGGUUCUACAUAAAGAUAGUGGAUGGGUUCAAGCUAAGUUGUCCUAUAUAUUUUCAGCCAAAGAACUGUUAUGGAAGAUUCAUCUAUGACGGCUGUUGAAUUACUGCGGUCUCAGUUGAUAUCUGAAAGGUCUAUAUCCAAAACUGUGAGGGAAAGAGCUGAAGAAUUGGCAAAACGGGUAAUGGAACUGGAGAGGCAACUGAGAUUUGUGAGUCUCCGAAGGAAGAAAGCUGAGAAGGCUGUCGAGGUGGUACUUUCAAUUUUAAAGAGCAAUGAGAUUAGUGACUUUUCUGAUGAAUUGGAUCCGAGUUCGGUGAAGGAAAGAAAUGCUUGUGAAACUCUCACGGAAGAGAAAAGUUUCUCAACGUUGAAAUCAAAGAGAAAAGAAAAAGAGGGACAGUCAGGCUGGGAUCGUGAAUCUUUUCACUCUAUUGAUAGAAGCAUUUCUUGGGAAAGCUGCACUGGCAGUUCAGGUUCUCUUGGAAAGAAAAAAAACAGUAGUCAGACUAGGAGGAGGAGCCGGUCCUUUUCUAUUGGUGGAUCUUCUGCUAAACAACUGUUAGGUAAAUCUUGCCGGCAGAUGAAGCGAAGGGAAACAAGAUCAGCUUUGGCUGAGAUAAGGGAUGAUUGCCAACUGCAAGAAAAUGGAACCGAUACCGAGUUUGGAGAUAUUUCCAGUGGGAGCAACAAGCCUGCAAUUUUAAAAGAAAGUUUGAAAGGUAAAGUCUUUGUGGAUCUGGAUAUGAAAAGAUCACUUGAAAACCAGGCCCGGCUCAUUGGUCACUAUGAAGCCGAAGAAAAUGCUCAAAGGGAAUGGGAAGAGAAAUUCCGGGAGAAUAAUAGCUGUACCCCGGAUUCAUGUGAACCUUGGAAUCAGUCAGAUGUCACAGAUAUGACUGAAGAAAGAGAGACCACGAAAGCUGAACGUGCCACACUAUCUAAUGGUAUCAGACCAACAACGGAACCAGAAGAUGUUUCCCACAGCGGGGAGGAAAAAUUCAAAACACUUCCUAAAAGUUUCAUGCCUACUUCAGUCCUAAACGCGGGGUGCUCGGAUCAACAGUCCAACUGCUUGAGUUCAAUGGAAAAGGGGUUAAAUACUGAUUACUCUGAAUUUUCAUUCUCUCACCACCAAGAAUACACAGAAGCUAAAGCAAAUGGAAAGCCGGAGCUAGAUUGGCCGGAUAGAAAUUCGUCCAAUCCAACUUCGUGUGGGUCAUCUGAGAACCAGUUAUCACAAGCUUUCCCUACGUCUAACACAAGUGGAAGCUCUUCCAGCAAAGGAGGAUCCACAGGGAGGCAAAAUGAACUCCAACUAGCAACUCAUCAUGAAGCAACCAAAGGCUUGGGGGAUGUGUUGGAGUCAUUACGACUUGCAAAAUUGUCACUAAACCAGGAAAUUAGUAGGCUGCCUUCGGGAAGCCAUAGAAGACUGGUAGACAGUGCAAGAGACAUUCCUAUUCUGGCUAUUAAGGCUGCGGAUGUAACGGAGAUGCCCAUCGAAUGUACUGGAUUGUUUAGAGUACCUACUGUUUUUCAACCUGAUCAUUACUCUGUCCUUACACCUCGCUUGUGGAGUCCUCAUGGAAAAGAUACGAGGACUGAUUUUUUGUGAUUAUCAUUUAGUACGAGGACUGUAAAAUGAUUGAAAAUUUAAGCUUCUCCAAGAAUCCCGUCUAUCGUCUAUUUUGACAUAGUCUGGACAAGGCCAAAUGUUGCAGAAUAUGUGAUUUGUUUUUUUGACAAAACUGUACUUGUGUAUUAUUGUAUAAUGAGCAAAAACUGCCUUUUUUCUAUAAAA